Messenger RNA from Trichoderma breve, 423 nucleotides. RefSeq names its product endoribonuclease l-PSP domain-containing protein. Gene Ontology annotation, molecular function: deaminase activity. NCBI's taxonomy places the organism in Eukaryota, Fungi, Ascomycota, Sordariomycetes, Hypocreales, Hypocreaceae. The record is from RefSeq and is a predicted model, not a curated record. The transcript has 2 exons. Bases 1 to 423 code for a protein of 140 amino acids. Gene Ontology annotation, cellular component: cytosol.
AUGUCUAACAAUCCAAAGUUCUCUGCUUACCCUGGAUUUGGAGACCACGCAUUUAAGCUGUAUGGGUAUAGCCAGGCUGUCCGAAUUGGCAGCCGUGUCGACAUUAGCGGUCAAGGUGGAUGGGAUCCCAAUUCGGAAGAUGUCGUAAUCUCGGCGGAUAUCAAGGAAGAGAUUGAUCAAGCAUUUCGAAAUGUUGAUCUGACGCUGAAAAAUGCAGGCAGCAAGGGGCUUUCUCAGGCCGUUCAAAUCAGGUCGUACCAUACCAACCUUGGAGACGAAGUUAUCGCCCAUAUGACGGAGAAUUUCAAGAAGUGGAUUCCGGACCAUAAACCAAUCUGGACCGCCAUCGGUGUGACCAAGCUGGGACUGCCUGGUAUGCGCGUGGAGAUCGAAGCCGUUGCUCACGACCCGCAAGAAGCAUAG